Messenger RNA from Morus notabilis, 872 nucleotides. RefSeq lists its product as uncharacterized. The record is from RefSeq and is a predicted model, not a curated record. Lineage: Eukaryota; Viridiplantae; Streptophyta; Magnoliopsida; Rosales; Moraceae. The transcript is spliced from 2 exons. Bases 1 to 771 code for a protein of 256 amino acids.
AUGGAAGAGUCUACCGGAAGCAGCAGCUAUGAAACUGGAAAAGAAUUAGAAUAUGAAGAUGCUAGUCCAGAAUCAAGUUUUGAACUCGCAUUUGAAAGUGGAAGCUCUACAGGAAGCAAGGAAUGCUCAUUGGCUGAAGCUCAAAACCGUCUGUUCUGCGCAAACGAACUCCUGCCAGCAUAUAGCGUGAUAGAUUCACCUGACUCAAUCUCUUCCAGUUGUACAAGGAAUGCAAGUAGAAAGCAAAUGACUAAAAGAUUCGGUUUGGAAGAUCUUGAUAGACCAAGCAACUGGGAACUGGAAUAUGUGAGGAGCAUACUCGGUAAUGCUGAAUUAGCAUUGGAAGAUUUUGCAUUGGGUGAUACUAACAAGGUCAUCUCCUCAAAUAUCUUUGUUCACCUGGAGCACAAAGAAAACGGUACAGAAAUAGAUGGAGAAGAAUGUUCGAAACGUGGGAGAAAGGUUUUGUUUGAUUGUGUGAAUGAAUGCCUGGAAUCAUGGUGCAAGAAAAUGUUUGUUGGAACAUGCUCUAGAUGGGUUAGAAUAUCUCCGAGGAAGGAAUGGUUGGCAGAGGAAUUGUACAAAGAGAUUUCGGGUUGGAAAAGCUUGGCAGACUUUAUGGUGGAUGACCUUGUGGACAAGGACAUGAACACCUGGUAUGGAAGAUGGCUUGACUUUGAUAAUGAAGCGUUUGAGGAGGGGCUAGAUAUUGAAAAAGAGAUAUUGACUUCUUUAGUAGAUGAGUUGGUGUCAGAUUUAAUGAUCUUGUAGUCUCUCCAAAAUGUGUUCCUUGAGCCUCAACUCAAAUGUCAUCAGGGUGAAAAAUUCACCUUGUUGCUCUUGUAUGGUUUCCAUUUUUACCUCAUUUUAAU